Messenger RNA from Rubroshorea leprosula, 451 nucleotides. NCBI's taxonomy places the organism in Eukaryota, Viridiplantae, Streptophyta, Magnoliopsida, Malvales, Dipterocarpaceae. The record is from the annotation of a GenBank genome assembly.
GAUUGUUUUGUGGCUGUUUGUGCGGACAAAUCCUUACCCACUGCCGUGAGGAGUUUUAUUGCCACGGGUUUUGCAUCUAUGUGCUGGAUGAUUUGGAAAUAUAGUUGUGAAGCGGUUUACGAAAGAAAGGAAGUCAAUGGUCCAGGAAAACAUGGAGAAGGCAUCUGGGUUAACACUUGAAGAGAUGAAUAGUGAGGGCUUGUUGAUCUGUGGGGAUAAUGACACUGCAUUUGCAAGUUCAGCUCUUAUGAUUGAGGCGAUUGCACCAUUAAGAGGAAUGUAGCUGGCUGUUAAAUGAAUCACAGUUUAGCUGUGUUUGAGUUUGAUUCUAAAGACUGGUUCAAUUUUAUUCAAGAUGAUACAGGAGUCCAUUGGUUCAAGGAAUGAAAAAUUCUCCAGAGCAAAGCAGUUGGAUGUGGAAAAGCUAAGCGAAUGAAUUCAAUUGAGAUCC